ACAGUCUCAAACUUCUCUUCUUCAUCCUCUUCACAAAAAUCACAAUCAAUCAAUCAAUCAAUCUUCGUUCUCUCAGCAAAACCAUGUCCUCUUCCAAGAAGAUCGUUCUCAAGAGCUCCGAUGGCGACACUUUUGAAAUCGACGAGGCGGCCGCCCUCCAGUCACAGGCCAUCCGCCACAUGAUCGAGGACGAUUGUGCCGAUAACGUCAUCCCUCUUCCAAAUGUCACCAGCAAGAUCCUCGCCAAGGUUAUCGAGUACUGCCGCAAGCAUGUCGAUGCUUCCUCCGCCGAUCCCCCCCUCUCUGAACAAGAUCUCAAUGCCUGGGACCGGGACUUCGCUGAUGUUGAUCAGGCCACACUUUUCGAUCUCCUUCUGGCUGCAAAUUAUCUGAGCAUCAAUAGCUUGUUAGACCUGACAUGCCGAACAGUAGCUAACAUGUUCAGGGGAAAAACUCCAGAGGAGGUCAGAAAGACCUUCAACAUCAAGAACGACUUCACACCGGAGGAAGAGGCGGAAAUUCGUAGGGAGAAUCAGUGGGCUUUUGAAUGAUUUGAAGUCCCAUAAGAGUGCCCAAGGAUCUUGAUCAAUAUGAUGGUUGUUCUGUACAUGGUUCUGUAUAAACAUUUCUUUUUGGUUCUUUUGGGGUGUAUUCAAUCACUCCGUUGGUCUUCACAUUGUUUGAACCUCAUCAUAAUUGUACAAACUUUAAUUUUUUUUUUUUUU
Cucurbita pepo subsp. pepo (vegetable marrow) is the source of this 725-nucleotide messenger RNA. RefSeq names its product SKP1-like protein 1A. Lineage: Eukaryota; Viridiplantae; Streptophyta; Magnoliopsida; Cucurbitales; Cucurbitaceae. The record is from RefSeq and is a predicted model, not a curated record. Gene Ontology annotation, biological process: ubiquitin-dependent protein catabolic process.